AUGCCCCGAUCUCGCUCCAGCAUGACAAGCGAGGGCCACGAGCGCCUCGAGCCACGACUCCUCCGCGCUGCCGAAAACGACGAUGUUGAAGCCCUCCACAACACCAUCACCCUUGCGCGCGAAUAUGGUCAACUCACCGACAACUUUCUCCGUAUCGCUCUCAUGCGCAGCGCUGAGCGCAAUCGCAUUGCGACAACUGAGCACCUCCUGAAACUCGGCGCCAAAACUGAUGUCGCGAGCAAUAGACUCUCACCGCUCCUACGUGCCGUCGAGCGAGAUCACUAUCAGAUUGUGCGACUACUUCUUGACGCUGGCGCAUCGCCCGAUAGUACAGAUAAAGAGGGCCGGACUGCGCUGAUGACAGCGGCGUGGAAGAACCAUGCGGAUGUCCUACAGCUAUUGAUUAUGCGGGGCGCAGAUGUGAAUGCGCGCGAUUUAAGGAAAAGGAACGUGAUGCAUAAUCUUGCUGCAGAUAAGGAGUGCUCAUGGGGUUGGGGUGAUGAGAUUGUGAGAUUGUUGAUGAGGACGGACUGCAAGAUUGAUGGGGUUGAUGGACAGGAUGAGCUUGGUCGCUCCCCAUUGCAUUGGGCUUGCGCGACGGGAAAUUCGCGCCUCGCUGAGCUACUACUUACUCGGCCAGAUGGGGGACCGAAGGCAGAGAUCGAUGCUAUGGAGUUGCGGGGGAAGACGGCUUUACACAUUGCGACAGCACACGACCGAGCAGACAUUGUCCAAUUGCUUCUGACGCACGAUGCCGCGGUCAAUGCUUGCAGUGAUGGUGGUUGGACGCCGCUGCAUAAUGCAUGUGACAAGGGAUGCGAGGAGAUUGUUCGGAUUUUGUUGCGCGCGGGCGCGCAUAUCAAUAGCCAGCUCUUGAAUGGUGUGACGCCGUUGCAUCUCGCAGCGCAGGGGGGCCAUAGGGAGGUUGUGGAAUGCCUUUUGGAAAGACCAGAUCUCAGGCGGCGGGUGCGAGAUAAUUUUGGUAGCACUCCUUUUUUACGUGCAGCGCAGUUCAAGAGAAAGGAUGUGGUGCUGUUGUUGGCUCCGUUCAACAAUGUCGAAUCUCUAUCGGAAGAUGUCAAGCAAGCCUCUGCAGCCUUCGAUAGUACAAUUGUGGAUUUUGGAAAUUUCCACAAUGAGAACCGUGUGCAGCGAAUGUCGGUCUACAAUCUGCUUUAUGGUCGAGACCCUGAGAAUCCGCGCAAGCAGGCUAUGACCACGGUCCCCGCUGAUAGCCGCGCAACGGAAUUUCGUUGGAUUCAUCUACCGGCCAAUAAUAUGGCUUGGGUUGAGGCUCUUCUGACCAAGUCCUUCAUUGAAGAAGGCGCCCAUGACGUGGAUGGUUUCAAGGGCCUUGAGAAGUCUUUUAAUUAUCAACAUCGUGGCCAGAAGAUUCACUCACACUUCAUGCGACCCUUAUGCCAAAAUACGCCUCGUACGCCGAGACGGCGAGAAGAUGAAAAGACAGAAGAACCACCGGCAGAUAGCCAAUCGAUAAUCACAGAUAACAGUUCUGUGGUUCGCAAGCAGAAAGGACUAACAGGAAAGGUGGAUCGAGGAGGUUCCCUUGACGAAGGUAAUGAAGGUCUCCCCGGGAAGAAGAACAAGAACAACCAAAAGCGUGGCAAAUCAGGAAGCAAUCCUGGGACCCCGAAAACCGAAAACAAAGCCAAAGCUCCUUGGGGCUCAAAUGAUAAAGGACGGCUUUCGCUUCAUUCUUCCUCUUUCUGCAAAGAACCCUCUAGCCUCACUUCCGCAUGUAAUAUCUGCGUUUUCAUGCCAUAUUUGCACUUCGAGACUGCAGAGCGCCGACAGAAAAUGCAAGAUGCGAUCCAACGGGCUGAGAAAUUAAGGUUCGAUCCUCAGCAUUUGAAGAGAAGUCGUACGCGGGAUGAGAUGCUGAUUGAUGCGCAUCUUUCAUCUUCCACUACCUCUCUCCAUGUUCGCCGAACCUUGGACCAAUUCUUUUACCCCAAUAUUGAUACACAGAGUCGGGACCAGGACCAGGUUGUUUAUCGAUACCAAACCAAGGGCCCUGGGUGCGAGGGGCCAGGCAAUGACCCGAAGAUUUUCAUGGUUGAUCAGCUUUGGAUGUGGGUUUUGGGCACAAACCUCAUUGUGACCAGUUUUCCUCAGCGUUGGGAUCAACCCAAAAACGAUCCACUAAAUGUGCUGGACGGGAUCAUCGAGGACAUCAAUUCCAAGACCCGUGAUCCUGUCAAGUCGGUAUAUGACCUAGCGAUCAUCAUUACCAACCGAUGCUCCGGCGUCUUCGAUCGACACCGACUGGGAGAUGACGAGUACCAGUUCCUGGACAUGUUUGAAUCUUCCAUUGGUAUAGCGACUGAUCGGGAGACACUUCUAUUUAAUCGGUUCAAUCAUGCGUCUGCACAGGCAUCGAGCUGGCUUAAGAGCCAUCGCAAGCUGAAUAAAUUCGCCCGUAGCAGGACCCGUUCAGCAUCUAGCCGAGACAUGCCAGAGGAAGAAAACCCGGAUAGCGAUGAUGAUUCUUGUCAUGGCGAUGGCUCACCCCUUUUCGUCGAUGAUCUCCUCGAUAUUGGAGAGGAAACCGAUCUUCUUGCCGAGAUUAAAGAUAUCCGUGAUGAAUUGAACAUGAUUCGUACCGUGCUAGAGCACCAGAAGCACGUCCUUGCAGACUUCCAAGAAGUGAUCUGCGAAACUUAUCAAGGGCAGCAUCGGUCCCAAUACGAGGUCAAAAAGCGGUUCAAAGACCAACAGCGGAUGAUUGACAUGCACCUGAAAGACAUUGACCGCAUGGAUAAACAAGCUGAGCGGAUCUACCACUCCAUCACUGACCUACUCGAUCUCAAACAAAAACAUGCCAACGCCUUCGAGGCCCGUUUUGCCCGUGAUCAGGCAGCUGGAACCACUCGUCAAAGUAAGACAAUCAUGGUCUUCACCAUUGUUACCAUUGUCUUCCUGCCGCUAUCAUUCAUUACCUCCAUCUUCACGAUCAACCUGAAAGAAUUCAAUAACUUGAAGCUCGAAUAUGUAGCAAAGUAUACAUUUGGUGUUGGCUUUGCCAUUUCCAUUCCCCUUAUUCUCGUUGCGCUUUCACUGGAUGAUAUUGGUGAUUUCUUCCGCCACGGUAGACGCUGGCUGCCCUUCUCCCACCGGGAUACAGCCCCCGCUGAGCGAACGGAGGGCAAUAUUCAGCCACUGGAGAUUGAGAAGAUAAUCAGUUUGGCUCGAUCACGCAGAAGUGCUGAUUUGGAUUAUGGGCCCAGCCUACUGCCUGUUUCUACUCGUGGCACUGGCACGUCGAGAAGGCCGGAAGGUCUGUAUGCCAAUGAAUUGAAUGGGACACUGAGAAAGACUUACGAGAUACGACGCAGCGUGGAGUACAGGCCUGCAUAA
Molecule: messenger RNA, 3378 nt
Organism: Penicillium pulvis
Lineage: Eukaryota; Fungi; Ascomycota; Eurotiomycetes; Eurotiales; Aspergillaceae
Product: ankyrin repeat protein
Exons: 1
Coding region: 1-3378 (1125 amino acids)
Biological process (GO): metal ion transport; transmembrane transport
Cellular component (GO): membrane
Molecular function (GO): metal ion transmembrane transporter activity; protein binding
Source: RefSeq, a predicted model, not a curated record